CGCGCGCAAGAGCUGACGCUAUUAACAAGCGGAGGAUACGUGAUUAAAUCGGCUACUGGUAAAUAACCCGCUCAAAGGAAAAUAUAAAACACAUAAAACCACAUCGUAAGCAGGGCUAAGGGAUGGAUUUCCCUGUAGAUGUGUUGGUGUCUUGCAGACUGGAGGACUUGGAAGGUCCAGCCCAGAGCUACAUGAACAAACUGCUCUACAGCAACCCAGAUAACACACAAUACUUUACCCUGCCCAGCAUGAGAAAGAUCCAGAUCAGCCCUGCCAGUGUUGGGUUUGUUCCUCUUUAUGGAGCAAAUCUAAAACACAAAGUCCUGGCUCUGUUUGCUCCUGAGGACCAGUUCACAGCUGUGGCAUUGUUCUUAGCUGGCCAGUGGUACACAGUGGAAGAUAUUCUCAGAACGUCAAAUCCUGCAAGAGAAGGCCUUGUGAAGGUGAGGUCUGUGGGGGAGAGGACUGUCUUAUACGUGCUGAACCGUAUCAUUUAUCGGACGAUGGAAAUGGGUUCUAACGAGGUACCAUUCCUGUGCCACGGAGAAGACGUCUUUGCGAAAAUCCUCUGGAAGAAUGGAGAGGCGGUGGGGUUCUACUCCGUCAAAUCUAAAGGUAGCUUGUGUAAUAGCUUUGUGAGCCAGUGCUACCUGCUUCCUGUCAUGGACUCUAUAUUUGUGCGGAAGGAUCACCGUGGUAACGGUCAUGGCUUGCAGAUAUUGGAGGACUUUGUAGACUCCUUUACAGAUGAUGAACUGGGCGUGAAAUACCCUUUAACACCAGCAAUGCAAAGGGUAUGCAGAAAGUACCUGAGCACAUACCCGGCCGAUGUGGACCUGUUGUGGGAGGUGGAAGGAGUUGGAGGUGUCUACCAGAAAGUGAAAGUGGCAAACAAACUUGGCUCCAUGACACUUCAAUGCAAUCACAGCUCAUGGGCAGCAGAAGUAAGCAAAAACGGAAAGGUUGCGGUUAAUGAGGUUGAGAUGACCGAGGAGAGCUACCUGGACAUCACGGAGGAUGUGGUGGUAGUCAACAAACAUCUCAAAGUAGCAGAAAUGAGUGAGUUGCCCAUAUCCACACGCACGCGCAGUACUGAAUGCAGACAAAAGAAAAGGCAGCGGGAAGAACCAGAAGAGAGCACAGUGGAGAACCGACCUGAAAAAAUCAGCAGAGUCAUCGAACCAGACGCAGAGAUAGAACCUGAUGCUGUUGUGCCAGAGACUAAAGAACAUGUGGAUGGAGAAACUGGAGGAGAACAAGAAGGAGCAGCAACAUCGGCCCAGGUGGAGGAGGCUGCAACUAAUGAGGCCCCUGCAGACACAGAAAUUCUGGUGGCAGAAGUCAAUGAAGAAAUUGGUGUCAGUCACAAAGAAGAGAAUGAGAAGUCAGCAGUCACAGCAGAGGAUGCACAGAUCAUGCAAGAGCUCCCUCUAGAGGCUGAUCCUGUCAUCCAAAAUGGCCCAGCUGAAGAGAUAGAGGCAGAGAGAGAAGCACAGGAUGACAUCAUUGGCACCCCUGAAGUUUCUGAAGUAGUGGAGCAAAUUGACCAAGAACUUGUUACUGAGGAGAAACAGGAAGUGUCUCCUCCAGUUGAGGAGGAAGAGGAAGUUCAGCAGGACCAGGAAGAGGAAGUAGCUCCUGCAGUUGAGGAUGUAGCUUCAGCAGUUGAGGAAACUGAAGACACUGAUCAUUCACAAGCUGUUCCUGAGGCGCCAGUCAUUCCAGCCAACCAGGUUGAGUGUGUUUCCUCUGUGCAGGACAGUGAUACAGUAGAGGGACCACCUGCUCCUGAGCUAGAAGCUCCACACGAGGAGACGUCUCCUAGUGCAGCAGUUGAAGAAGACGUCAUUAUAGAGACAGAGGAGCCAGCUGUGAACCAACAAGAUGAGACUGCCUCCGAUGAGACACUUGAGACCGAGGAAAGCCCACCUGCAGUGGAGCACUCUGAAAAAGAGGAGCCAGAUGUAAAUAAUUUACCUCAGACGGAUGAAAAAAAUAAACAGAAAAAAGAGGAGGACACUGCCACCACUGAAGAUGAUGAUGAUGAGGGGAAAAGCUCAGAUGAAAUUCAAGAUUCUCCUCCAGGCGUUCGAAUUCUUCGAGGAGGCAGGAUCAAACCUGUCCUGCCAACACCCAAGCACACAUCCAGAAGACUGAGCAAAGCUGUUGUUAUACAGGUGUUUGAUGAAGAGGAAAACUUCACGAGCACUGAAGAGGAGAAGUGGAGCACAGAGGAAGAUGAAGCUGCUGAACACAAUUCCGGAGAAGAGGAGGACCCUCCGGUGAUUGACAGGAGAGUGUUGCGGAGGAAAACCAAAGUGAUCCAGUCCACACCCACUAAAGCACAAAGACGCAGUAAAAAAUGAUUACAUUAAUUCUCCACGACACUACAUUGUCUACAUUCAAAACACAUAGUACGUAAGUUAGUAAGUACUACUUAGUACACACUUAUAUACCAAAAUCUUUACUAGAGAGAAUUCAAAUGUCUUUUAUACUUGGGUAACAGGCAUUGUAUACAACAUCUAGUUUUUGGUUUUGUUUUGUGACUAAAAGAGAAAAUUAAAACGGGAUGUAUUUGAUGUUAA
Molecule: messenger RNA, 2585 nt
Organism: Carassius carassius (crucian carp)
Lineage: Eukaryota; Metazoa; Chordata; Actinopteri; Cypriniformes; Cyprinidae
Product: soluble lamin-associated protein of 75 kDa-like
Exons: 13
Coding region: 123-2366 (747 amino acids)
Source: RefSeq, a predicted model, not a curated record